AUGCCCGGUGGUUAUUUUAUCAUCAAUGGUUCGGAAAAAGUAUUGAUUGCUCAAGAAAGAUUAGCAAGCAAUUGCCUUUUUGUUUUCAAGACACCAUCACCUUCAACCCAUACACAUACAGCUGAAAUAAAAAGUACUAAUGAAAAAGGUGAUGUGGCAUUGGAUUAUAUUGGUCGUAGAGCAAGUCCAUCCGGUGCUGGCCAAGAAAGACGAGUGGACUUAAAACGAAAGUCUUAUUAUUUAGGUUACAUGAUACACAGACUUUUACUUUGCGCUGUUGGAAGUCGACAAUUAGAUGAUCGAGAUCAUUUGGGAAAAAAAAGGCUAGAUACGGCUGGUACUCUUUUACGUAAUUUAUUUUCAAGCGUUUAUAAAAAAAUGAUUAGAGAAAUGACCGAGCACCUUAAGAAGGUUAGACAAGCGUGUGGUCUAAUGAAAAACUUUUCCUUGAUGUCAUAUAUUUCUGUUGGAGAGUCUUCAAAAUUAUUAAUUGAUCAUAUUAAUGAAACUGGAACGUUACAAGCUUUCUCGCAGACUGAUGACAUUCUUCAAGACAUAUGUACUAAGACAAAAGUUAUAUUAAAUGGUAAUUGGGUUGGAGUAACACGCUCUCCUGAUGAUAUAGUCAUUUCAUUAAAAGAAGCAAAGAAAGCAUUUUGUGAAGAUAUUAGUAUAGUAAAUGACGUUAAUGAUAGGGAAUUAAGGAUAUAUUGUGAUCCUGGGCGAGUUUGCAGACCACUAUUCGCAGUUCAUGAUUCUUCAUUAGUGAUAACUCAUGACCAUAUUCGAAAGCUCGAUCUCACCAGGACAGAACAAUUGGAAGAUGAUCAUGAAGAUUACCUUGAUUGGGACCGUUUGAUUCAAGAAGGGUGCAUUGAAUAUCUUGAUGCUGAAGAAGAAGAAGUAUCAUUGAUUUGUAUGACACCAGAGGAUUUAGUAGAGGCAAGAAAUAAAUGGGGUUAUGCAUUUUUGGAUAUGCAACCUCCACCAAUGAAAAAACGCAGUUUAUUUGAGAGAAUGAAGACUACACCAGCCUUCACAGAUAGAUGGACUCACUGCGAAAUCCAUCCGAGUAUGAUUUUGGGAAUAUGUGCCAGUCUUAUUCCAUUUCCAGAUCAUAACCAGUCACCUCGUAAUACUUAUCAAUCGGCUAUGGGAAAACAAGCCAUGGGCAUACAUGCUACUAAUUAUCAAUUAAGGAUGGAUAUCACAUCAAACAUUUUAUAUUAUCCACAAAAACCGUUAGUAACAACUAAAGUUAUGGAAUAUCUUAAAUUCCGAGAAAUGCCUGCCGGACAAAAUGCUAUAGUUGCUAUUCUUUGUUAUGGAGGAUACAACCAAGAAGAUUCGAUUAUUAUGAAUCAAAGUGGCAUAGACAGAGGAUUAUUUAGAAGUUUUACAUUUAGAAAUUAUCAAGAUUCUGAAAAGAGAAUGGGUGUUUUAUCUGUUGAAACUAUUGAAAGACCAGAUCCGCAAUAUACAAUAGGUCUAAAACAUGGAAGUUAUCAUAAACUUGGAGAAGAUGGUGUUAUUAUUCCAGGAAUAGCAGUGUCAGGAGGUGACAUUCUGAUUGGAAAAGUGACGCCACUCCCACCCGAUGUUGCUAUGCUAGGUCAAAGAUCUGAUACGCAGAUUAAUCGUGACAUAUCUACUAUGUUAAGAUAUGCAGAAAUCGGUUAUGUUGACCAAGUAUUACUUGGUUCAAAUCAAGAAAACGCGAAAUUCGUCAAAGUUAGGAUUCGAAGUACACGAAUUCCAGAAAUUGGAGACAAGUUUGCCAGUAGACAUGGACAAAAAGGCACUAUUGGUAUGGUCUAUCGCCAAGAAGACAUGCCUUUCACUCGUGAAGGAAUAAUUCCUGAUAUCAUAAUAAAUCCACAUGCCAUACCAAGUCGAAUGACAAUUGGUCAUUUAAUCGAAUGCUUGAUGGGAAAGCUCUCGGUUUUAACCGGUAACGAAGGUGAUGCGACACCAUUUACCGAUGUAACUGUUGAAGAUCUCUCAAAAAAUUUAAGAGAACAAGGUUACCAUUCGCGCGGAUUAGAGGUUAUGUAUAAUGCUGAAGGACGAAAUCGUGAAGGAGGAUUACGUUUUGGAGAAAUGGAACGAGAUU
Molecule: messenger RNA, 2113 nt
Organism: Racocetra fulgida
Lineage: Eukaryota; Fungi; Glomeromycota; Glomeromycetes; Diversisporales; Gigasporaceae
Source: the annotation of a GenBank genome assembly